This is a messenger RNA of Penicillium subrubescens, 2374 nucleotides long. Its product is annotated as putative 5'-nucleotidase. The transcript has 4 exons. Gene Ontology annotation, molecular function: hydrolase activity. Gene Ontology annotation, biological process: nucleotide catabolic process. The record is from RefSeq and is a predicted model, not a curated record. NCBI's taxonomy places the organism in Eukaryota, Fungi, Ascomycota, Eurotiomycetes, Eurotiales, Aspergillaceae. Bases 102 to 2108 code for a protein of 668 amino acids.
AUCAGCUGCCUCUACCUCUCCCGUCUUCAUCUUCUUGCUCCUCUUUUGCUCUCCUCCUCUACGUACUCAACCUUACUGAAUCUAUUUCCGUCGGACUUUUCAUGUCAAAUCUCGAGUCCGACGGUCUGUCCGUCACCUAUUCCUCGGACCGUACCGGUUCGCCCGAUCUACGGUUGAUCCACUACAAUGAUGUUUAUCAUAUCGAGUCCGGAUCAGCCGAGCCCAUUGGUGGCGCCUCCCGCUUCCAAUCCCUCGUGAACUAUUACCGCUCCGACCCGCGAUUUACCGGUCAACCUGACGUCCUCACCUUCUUCUCUGGCGAUGCCUUCAACCCGAGCCUGGAAAGCACUGUCACGAAGGGUCGCCAUAUGGUACCCUUCCUGAACAAAACUGGAAUCGACGUUGCGUGUGUGGGAAAUCAUGAUCUGGACUUUGGUGUGGCACAAUUUCGACAUUUGUCGAGCCAAUGUCAUUUCCCAUGGCUGCUGGCCAAUGUUCUAGAUCCAGCCCUGGGAGAGGAUGUUCCGAUCGCCAACUGCGGGAAAACGUGCUUGCUGACCUCGUCGAAUGGGAUCAAGAUCGGUGUGAUUGGUCUAGGGGAGAGAGAAUGGCUUGGUACGAUCAACUCUCUUCCGCCCGACUUGAUUUACAAAUCAGCUUCCGAAACUGCGAAAGAACUGGCACCACGACUCCGAGAACAGGGUGCGGAGCUGGUCGUCGUCGUUUCCCAUCAGCGCGAGCCGAAUGAUAAUAAGCUUGCCAGAAACCUACCUCCAGGGCUAGUGAACAUCAUCCUCGGUGGACACGAUCACUACUAUUCUCACACAAUUGUUAAUGGGACUCACGUAUUACGGUCUGGGACUGAUUUCAAGCAGUUGAGCUACAUUGAGGCUUUCCGCAAAUCUGGUACAGGCGCAGGAUGGGAUUUCAGCAUCACACGACGGGAUGUCGUGCGGUCAAUUCCGGAGGACCGGGCGACCGUGGCCAUGGUUGAUCGACUAACGUCCAGCCUCAAGGCCAAACUUGAAAAGCCAGUGGGCUACACAGUCAGUCCGCUAGAUGGUCGAUUCUCCACUGUUCGUCAGCGCGAGUCUAAUCUGGGUAACUUUGUCUGCGAUCUAAUGCGCUACUAUUACGCCGCCGAUUGUGCCAUGAUGGCCGGUGGGACCAUUCGCGGCGAUCAAAUCUAUCCGCCCGGUGUUCUACGGUUGAAAGAUCUGUUGAAUUGCUUCCCCUUUGAAGACCCAGUAGUCCUUCUACGCGUUCGCGGCCAGGCUUUGCUGGAUGCUUUGGAAAAUGGAGUCAGCCAGCUCCCGGCCCUUGAGGGUCGAUUCCCUCAAGUCUCCAACAUCUCCUUUGGUUUCAAGCUCGACGGCCCGUCUGGUUCACGUCUGACGUUUGCGCGUGUGGGUGGAAAACCUAUCGACCUGGAAAAGGAAUACCUUGUAGCCACGCGAGGUUACAUGGCGCGUGGAAAGGAUGGAUUUACAUCGUUGCUGGUGAAAUCUGAGGGUGGGGAUGUGGAGGAAAUUGUUUGUGAAGAGAACGGAGUCCUCAUCAGCACUAUUCUGCGUCAGUAUUUCCUCAGCCUCAAAGUCCUCGGCAAAUGGCGUCGUUGGAGUCCUAGUCUUCGUCGACAUUGGGGCCUUGUGCAUCGUGGUCUACACACCGGCGGCUGGCUCAAGCCACCUUCUGCAAUGCCGUCACCAGAGACAGAGAAAGCACCCUUCCAUCAAUUGGCCCCACGGCCACCCCUUCAAAGAACCAGUCGAGAAGCUCACUAUUAUGGACGUUUCCCUGAAGAAGUUGAUCAUAAUCAAGUUUCUACCAAUGGGACCAACAGCGAUGCCAUGGAUUCGGACUCUGACGAGGACCCCGAGAUCCUCACGUCACCUCGGCCAACGAGCAACUAUGUGACAUGCCCUGCAAGGUCAUCUGCGGAGGAAGAACAUCGCUUGAAGCUCGCACGGCGUGUUGUUCGAAAAUGGAUGCGACAUGCUGGCUUGGAGCCGUCGGUCCUCAGCACUAUGGACGGCGAGGGUGAGUUUAUUCCACCCUGGACGUCUGGCAUUUCCCCUCGGAUCGAGGGGCGGAUUGUUAUUGAGUGAAGACUCUGUUUGGAGGUAUUGAGACAUCUUACGGGGAAUCUUCAACCUGUUUAGCUUUGUGUUUGCUUGUCUUUCUACUUUUGCUUGCAUUCAGUCACUUUUGCAUCUUCGCUCUGUGCGCGUUGCGGGCGUUGUGACUUAUUGUCGGAUGAGGAUGAAUUGCCUCGGUGGCUACGAGUUCAUGAACAGUACUCCUACACAUAGACAGGCGCUAUACAAGGCAGAUACAUUGGGUUGUGAAAUACUUUCGGGUUAUUCUCUUAGAC